GAUACGAACAUGUUACCGUUUAUCACAUGCUACGUUGUUGUAGUAAUAAUGUGUAUCUGAAGUGAAUUGCAAUACGUUUAAAAACAAUAAAUAUGCAAGAAUUAUCUGAAAUAGAAAUGAUACCAGCAAAGAAAAAACAUUUUAUUAAACUACACGAGAAGAUCCAAACUAAAUAUAUGGAAAUGCAAAAACGUCUAGAGAAAUCACGUUCAGUAGAUUCUUUGUCUAUAGCCAGCGAUGACUUCAACUACAAAGAAAGUAGAUAUUCGAGCAAUUGUGAUCUAAGAGAGUCUGAUGAAGUAUCAGUGAACCUGGAUGUAGUUUACAAAGUUGAAGAGCAACCAAUAAUAGAAGAAAAAAUUAUACAAAAUGCAGUUUUACAAGCUGUUGAAGGUAUAGACAUACGUUUUUCAGACGGUGAAAUCAGCAUCUUUAAAGAAAACAACAUCACAGAUGAAGACUGGGAGAAAGUAGAACCCGAUGAAUAUGUUGACUCACGUGCAAGUUUAGAAUCGUUAAAUGAGAUCAGUAAAUACAAUGAUGAUAGUUUGAUUGCUCGUGAACCACCAUCACGAACUAUAAAAGACCGAAUCGGAUCACGUAUCAGCGCGGUUAAAGAAAAACGAGAACAAAAACGGCUCGAAAAAGAGAGACAAUUAAAGGAGAAGCAAUUGAAAGAAGCAAGGGAUUCAAUAGAGAAAGUGGAAAAGUUCAUACUAAGUAACUCUGCGAAAGAUAUACCCCAAACAAAGACGAACAGAAAGAACAAGUUAGCGACAGUUACACUAGCUUUGAUAAAUGCAACGGUUGACGAGAGGUUGCGCUUUCUACAAUGCCGAUUUAGAUUAGGAGCAGAAAAAUAUAAAUCAAAGUUAGUCAAAUCAAAUUCUCCAACGGUGAACUGGCAAGAGUUAUUUAACUUGAACAUGUAUGAAGAGAAAGCAAUGUUAGAAACCACUUUAUGGGACAAAGACACAUUUUUGGGCAGAAACUAUAUGGACUUAUCGGAACUUGAAAAAGAGAAGACUCAUAAACUAAAAAUCGAUUUAGAAGGAGAUAACAAUAUUGUCAGUGCGAAAGUGUUCAUGUUGCUAACCAUCAGUGGUAUUCCGCUAUUGAAUGUAGUCACAGAAACAGAUGAUGUUAAUAAAAUUCAAAAAGCUUUAGAAGUAAAGAAAGAUGCUUGGAAUAAUGUGGAAAAUGACAUCUUUAAUGUAGGGUGGCUCUCUGUAGUUAUAUACGGAGCAAAAGGCCUCUACGCUCAGGAUUGCUACUGCAUGCUGAAAUUAGUCAACGAAAGAGUUCAAACGCACACUGAAUACAAAACGAAUGAUCCCAGUUGGAUGAAAAUAUUCACUUUCCAAUUAACUGACAUAACAUCAAUACUAGAAAUAUCGGUUGUGGAAGAGAAGAAAGGCGAGGAAAUAGGAAAAAUCUCAAUUCCCUUACUCCGGAUAAGGGACGGUGCAAAAGUUUGGUAUGCGCUCAAAGACCAGACACAGAGAGAGCGGGCUAAGGGGAAUAAUCCAAGGAUACUAUUGGAAAUGGGGACCUCCUGGCAUCUCGCGAGAGCGGCUUUGCGAGUUAUUAACCCUAAGGAACCGGACCUAUUAGAUGGUAAUGUUAAAUUGGAUCGACGAUUGUUUGCAAGAAAUAUAACGAGGGCUAGGGCGGUUACAAAGUGGACUUUGGAUACACUGAAGCUUAUAAAGACAUGUUUUGAAUGGGAAUCCAGAAGAUCCAAUGUGGUAGCGCUAACGAUAUGGAUAAUAUUUUGUUAUUUCUUCAAAAUAUGGAUGUUGCCUCUACUUUUUCUCAUACCAUUUGUCAAAUAUAGACCAGAGAAAUAUUAUUUAGUGAAUUGGAAGAAACUAUUGACGGAGCCGAAUAAUGGUGCAUUAGAAUAUGCCAAAAUUGAAAAGGAGGAGAAAUCUUCACUAAGGCAAAAAAUAAACAAUCUGCAAGAAAUUUUGCAAACACUACAAAGUGGUAUCGGAAAGCUAGCAAGUAUCGGCGAAAGUGUGAAAAAUUUGUGUAACUUCACGGUGCCGUUUGUGAGUCUCCUGGCUGUUGGCAUAAUUUUAUUAACAUCAUUAAUUAUGUACAUCAUUCCACUUAAAUACAUCCUAAUCUGUUAUGGUAUCCAUAAAUUUACUAGGAAAAUACUUCGUCCAAACAGAAUACCGAAUAAUGAAAUCCUGGAUUUGUUGUCUCGAGUGCCGGACGAUGAGACCUUGCUCGAUUGUGAAGAACUGCUUUUGGAAAACAUUUCCGAUGAAGAUAGCAUAUUGUGAUAAAUUCAAUGAGUUUUAAUAAUCCAUCUCUUUAAAAGAUUAUGACACGAUCUGAUCUCUAAUUUAACUUUACAAAUACUUACUUACAUAUUUUAGUCAAUCUAGUAGAAAUAAGUAACAUGACAAGAA
Molecule: messenger RNA, 2423 nt
Organism: Chilo suppressalis (striped riceborer)
Lineage: Eukaryota; Metazoa; Arthropoda; Insecta; Lepidoptera; Crambidae
Source: the annotation of a GenBank genome assembly